Sipha flava (yellow sugarcane aphid) is the source of this 1789-nucleotide messenger RNA. RefSeq lists its product as uncharacterized. The transcript has a single exon. Bases 100 to 1701 code for a protein of 533 amino acids. Gene Ontology annotation, molecular function: nucleic acid binding; zinc ion binding. Lineage: Eukaryota; Metazoa; Arthropoda; Insecta; Hemiptera; Aphididae. The record is from RefSeq and is a predicted model, not a curated record.
CUCCUCGCAGUCUUAGCGUUCAGACGUGUUUUCUUUGAGUCGUACUACCUAUAUUAUCUUGCUGCGUGUUAUCGCUCUUAUUUUAGUUGUGCGUUAAUUAUGUCGUCGUCCUCGGGCGGCACAAAUCGUGCCGGCCAAAACCAGUUUUCAAACAAGCUUAAAAAUCAACAAGUCAAAAACACUGCUGGCCCCGGUUACCAGGUAGUCGGAAAAAAUGGUAAGCCAAUCAAAAAUUCUUGUCCAGUUUCACCAAAUUUCCAACAAAUUAUUGACAACCCGCCGACUCUAGAUAUAUCUAACUCCUCAUUCAAUUAUAGCUCUUUAUCUACACUAACCGCAAUUACGUCGGGGUCUACGGCUAACGAUAUGGAUUUGAUUGUUAAUGAUCGUUCUAAUGAGUUCGAUACUGGUUGUACUUUUUCUUCACUUAAUGAUACUUCUAUUCAAUCUACCUUCCCAACCAACAGCGAUAUGGCAAACACUAAUAAACAUAUCAAUUUAUUGCAAAAGUCGUUUUCGCCAGAUUAUAUCGGGCCUAUAACCAUUCUCGUUGAAAGUACGGACGCUAAUAUAAAUUUAGGAAACUGGCAUCCUAUUAAGGCCGCUAAAUUUUUCUCAAACAAUUUCUCUGGUAUUACUAAUAUUAAACCUGCGGGUUCAAAAAAAAUAAAAAUUUCUUUCGACACAAUUUUUAAUGGUAAUUGCUGCUUGAAUUCAAGCAUCUUAAAGGAGAAUAAUUAUAAUGCAAUUAUACCUUCUACUCUAAUUUUUUCUUACGGAAUAAUAAAAUUAGACACUACAGUCUCAGAAACUGAAUUUUUCGAAGGCGUCCGAUCCUCAGUCAAGAUUGAUGCAUUCAAACGCAUCAGUAUUAAAAAAAAUGAUCAAAUCGUUCAAACACGUAUAGUUGAACUUAAAUUCGUCGCUCCGAAAAUACCAUCCAUUAUCUCUGUAUUUAAUAUGAUCUUUGAUGUCAAGCCCAGUGUCCGGUCUCCCGUUCAAUGCAAUCGUUGUUUACGUUUUGGACAUACACAAAAAUAUUGUCGUAGCUGUCCCAGGUGCAGUCACUGCGGUGAAAACAAUCAUUCGGUUGAUUUAUGCCCACGCGCUCAAUCCACUGAUCCUGUAUGUCUUUUCUGCAAGCAACCUCACUUAGCCACUGAUCGUAGUUGCCGCGAAUGGUCCACUCAAAAAGAAAUUAAACACAUCAUGGCCACCGAAAACAUUUCCUUUAAGGAUGCCUUAAUUUUUAAAAAAAAUAAUUGUUACACUAAUGCUUAUUCUUUUUCCGAUGUUGUUAAGAGCCAGCCUCCAAUCUCUGAAAUAUUAAAACCAAAUAUCUCCCUAGAGGAAGAAAACUUCCCCAGGCUAAAUAAUCACCAUCAUUAUUUCAAUUCUAGGAAGAUAAAACAAAAAUCUCGCUCCCCGAUUAAUAAAGAUAAAUUAAAUUUACCAGUUGAACCUCAUUUUUCUUCACCUAACGGUUGCUGUUUAACCAAUCUCCCUAAUCAAAGCCUUACCGGAGACAAUAAAUCUGCUGAUCUAUCUUGGAUUCAUUCUCUUUCUCUUAAACUCUCUGAAUCUCUUAUAAAUUCCCCCUCCCUAUUUUCCCCCUUUUCAUCCACCUCUCUUCAGUCCUUAAUUGAAUCUUCUCUAAAUUCACUCCUUAAUAUUCCAGAUUCUAAUUUCACCUCUGAUUAGUCUUGUAUUAUACACCAAAUGUCCUCACCACAGUUAUAGAAAAUACUAUAUAUAAUUUACUCACAAACUAACAUAUUAAAAAACAAAA